UUUCAACACUUGCACCUUCUCAUCACUCUCUUUUGUUUCCUUUGCGUCCCAGAUUUUCUUCCAUGGUCUUACCUUCAUCGCCUUCACAAUUGCCCUUCAAGCCUCUCCAUAGUUGCCUUUUGCCCUCUCUUCUCUACGCAGCACCGCUACUCAAGAGAUUGUUCAAACUGCUAAUAGUGGAGCAGGAAUCGUUGAAGUUGGGUAUAUAUCCAGUGUUCAUGGGCUUCAAGGGGAAAUAUGCGUUAAACCCAGUACUGAUGUUCCCGAACUACGAUUUUCCAAGGGAGUACUUGGCUGGAAAAAGAAAUUUUUAACAAGUUCUUCAGCCUUUAGUUUUGGUUCAUUGUUCUCGUGUUUUCGAGUUCAAUUCUGUAAUUAUUAUUAUUAUUUGUUAGCCUGGGAGAAGAUGGCUAAGGCAGUCGGUCUCUGGCAAAGAUAUGAUUGAAAAAGUUGAGCUGGUUGAGGGAAGAGGGCACCCUGGACAGAAGAGAUGGAUGCUAGAUUUGGGGGAAUUGACACAAUGGAACAGGCCAGGCAACUUGUUGGGUCAACUCUUCUAGUUAGAGAAGAAGACAGGCCAGAGUUGGAAGAAGGAGAAUUUUACACUUGUGAUCUCGUUGGCAUGAGAGUGAUUCUUAAGGAAACUGGUGACUGUGUGGGAACUGUUGUUAAUGUUUUUGGCAGUGGAGCAAGUUAUCUUUUACAGGUCAUGCUCUACCCAUCUGUAGAUGUGCUUGAGGGAGCUGAGAGGUCAACGCAAGCAGAAACAGGUCUAUCUGGUUCCCUUGUGAGUGGAAAGAAAGGAAAAAGUUUCAAAGAUGCCUUAUAGAAGCUAAAACGAAAUUGUUUGAAAUGGAACAAAACAUGUGUUUGAUGGAUUAAGAUAUGGGGAAAAAUCACAAAGGAGCUUACUGGCAAAUCAGAUUGUUGGUGUAAAUUCUAAAUUGCUUCAACAGGCAUUGCAAAAUAUAGAGAUGCCCUCCAAGAGGUAUUUUUUUAAAACUUAAUAUAUGUGUAUUUCUUGACAUUUUGAUUCCUAGAGGAGUUGGAGAAAAUGUGAAUGCAGUUGUUUGACCUUUCGAUCCGAUGCAGUUUUUGAAAGUGUUGAAGUCAACUUGUUCUGUAAAGCAUUGAACUUGUAACCUUUGUUCAUGAUGUUGAAAUGUAGAAAAAAUAUUAUGCCCCUGGCUUCAAUAUGUGUUGCAUAUAUAAAUGCUUUUUUUGAAGUGGGAGCUUAAAAGAAAAAAAAAACAUUUUUUUAAAAACAGCUGGUCUUAUUGUCUUAUUUGUUCUAUGGUGGAUAUGAAGAAUAUGGAAGGUGGUGAGAUCUUUUUUAUUUGAUCCCAUAUAGCUAAUGGUUACUUAUCUAUCCUUUUUGGUGGUUUGAGUGGUGGUGGGGGUGUGUUUUGUGGUUAAUCUCACAAUCAUUUGAUAUGUGCAACGAGGUGUGAUGAUACUUAUCCACCAUUUCUGCUAUUGGAUGAUGAAUGUCAUACAUGCACUACCAUCUGAUCUUUGUUGCAUAUAUGCCUAAACACUUGAAUUGAAUAUUUUGUUUUAUUUCUGUAAAAAAAUUUUAGUUGAUAUUUGAUUCUUAUAUUGCAAUCUAUGAUGCAAAUUAUUUAUUGGUUCUGAUUUACUGUUAU
Hevea brasiliensis (rubber tree) is the source of this 1646-nucleotide messenger RNA. RefSeq lists its product as uncharacterized. The record is from RefSeq and is a predicted model, not a curated record. The transcript has 6 exons. Gene Ontology annotation, biological process: rRNA processing. Gene Ontology annotation, cellular component: ribosome. NCBI's taxonomy places the organism in Eukaryota, Viridiplantae, Streptophyta, Magnoliopsida, Malpighiales, Euphorbiaceae. Bases 491 to 829 code for a protein of 112 amino acids. Gene Ontology annotation, molecular function: ribosome binding.